GUUUACUUCCGGACUCCGAUUUUAGACUUCGCUCAGAAAGCAGCAGCUCCAGUGGAGGUUCAGGCUGUCAGCUAGCACGGUAGCCAUACAAGGCUUCAUGACAGAGGUUACCAGCGGCAUCCCAACAGACAAGCCUCACUCGGCGCCACUGCACACACUGGACACCGCGACUCCGGGCGGACCACACCGCUGCCCGCUCUCCUCCGCUCGCCUUCGUGCUCAAAGUCACUCAAUGCUGCACUCCCGCUGCCAGCUAACAUACUGAUCUGACUGUGUUACUGCUACUUCAUGAUCCGAGCCAGCUGAGGAUCAAAACAAGGACAAUCACUCAAAGUUUAAGCGGCGUUUGUAUUUGACCGGCCAGGAUCCAGCAGCUGGGAGAGACACGGGCCCCGGGGAGAGCGACGGCACUCGGGGACCAGGCAGCCAGGGCAGCGAGGGUGGUGUCUGGAUAAACUAGGGGGUCGCCUCCAGCUCCUGGUGGAUUCAUCCCCUGCCAGCUAACGUUAGCUAAGCUAGCUACAAACAGCACCAUGGACUGGUUAAUGGGGAAGUCGAAGACGAAGCCAAAUGGAAAGAAGCCUCCUGCAGAAGAGAAGAAGCAGUACUUGGAGCUAGAGUACACAAAAAUCCGUGUUGUGGACUUUGACCUCAAGGAGCUGGUGGUGCUGCCCAGAGAGAUAGACCUCAACGAAUGGCUAGCCAGCAACACGACGACAUUCUUCAAUCUUAUCAACCUGCAGUACAGCACCAUCUCAGAGUUCUGCACUGGGGACACCUGUCAAGCCAUGACAGCCUGCAACACAAUAUACUACUGGUAUGACGAGAGGGGGAAGAAGACGAAGUGCACUGCUCCACAAUAUGUUGAUUUCGUAAUGAGUCUUUGUCAGAAACUGGUCACAGAUGAGGAAAUCUUUCCUACAAAAUACGGCAAAGAGUUCCCCAACUCUUUUGAGUCCUUGGUAAAGAAGAUCUGCCGGUACCUGUUCCACGUGCUGGCUCACCUCUACUGGGCGCACUUUAAAGAGACAGUGGCUCUGGACCUGCAGGGCCACUUGAACACUCUGUAUGCACAUUUCAUCGUUUUCGUAAGGGAAUUCAACCUGGUCGAACCCAAGGAGACCUGUAUCAUGGACGACCUGUCCGAAGUCCUUUGCACCCCUGUCCCGCCACCCGCGCCCACCCCAGCACCUUCCGCCCCAGCCUCAGCACCCUCCCCUUCUUCACAAAACCACGUGACGGAGAGAUGAGCGGGGGCGGCGGUGAGACAGCAGCCCCGGGGGUGAUAGAAGAUAAGAUAGAGAGAAGGAAAGACGGCCUGGCCCCCUUCCUCGGUGCCAGCAGGACUUACAGACCUUCCAGUACCCUUAUAUUUCGCUACGGCACCAACCAACCAACCAGCCGGAAGGAAGGAAGGAAGGGGGGGGGGGGGGUUUUUGGGGGGGGGGUUUGGGUUGGCAGAGAGGGAUUUGUCACGCCAGCAGGAAUUGGCGUGAGCAUUCCUCCCAGGGGCAAAUCCCUCCCAUCUUCUCUGCAAUUUAAACUAGGAACAAAAACGUAUGUGUAUGUUUUAUUUUUUGUUUUAUUUCACUUUUGUUGAAGUUUUAUUCAGUUUAAUUUUUUGUUGUGGGUUGGGGGGGGGGUUCAGUGUGUUCUUCACCUCCCUCUAUCCUCUACCUAACAUACAGUACAGGAAGGGGGCUCUGCUUUGCUUCAACCUACUAUUGUACAGUGUUGUUAAUGUGUGGAGAAGAGGCGUCUCUGCUCACCUGCGGGCUCGUCCUUCCCUCCUGCGGCGGCGGGAGGCGGCCUGCAGGCGUACGGCCACUACGCUGGCCAGUAGGGAGCCACGUCACUGCCUGACGGGGCGAUACUAGCCAAUCACUGUUUGGGUUGUUUAUGUGGGGGAUGAUUAAAGCGCUUCCUACUCAGGACCUGAGAGAAUAUGUCACUGCUGCCAGAGAGAAGUUACUCUCUAAUUUCCCAUUCUCUGUCCCUUGUUCACCGGACUGCUCAGUCCUUCAUAUGACAGAUGUUAAUCGUGUUUAGCUACAGUAUAGUCACAUAAUGUACCCCCUAACAAACAUGUCCCAGCGCCUACCUGUAGAGGGCAGCAAACAUGAAGAGAACGCCACAAAAACAAGGAGACAGGGAAGAAAAUCGAAAGAUUGUACGUUAGGUAUUUAAUCUGAUCAGAGUCGAUACGUUGAGGCAGACUGGUGCCCACAUGAGGCUGAAUCAGUGUUGCAGCAGCCCCCUGCACCAACACCACCACCGGCCACCCCACUCCAGCAGCACAGAAGGACAAAGACAUGAGGUAAUGUCUGCAGGCCCAGAGAGGCAGAGACGGAGACAGGAAGAGGGCUGGGAGUAGAUGGUGUGGAGCUGCUCAGUCAAUCCAAGUGCAAAACUAAAAAUCUCCACUUCUGGUUUAUUGUUUUUACCGGGCCCCAUAAGAUUUGCUUCUUUUUGGGGUUUUUUUUAAGAUUAUCAGAGGAAAAUUUGUUCAGAAAUAACAAUAAUGGUAUCAUUAUAUAGAAAAUGGACUGUACAAAGAAUCGCAAGCGGGUUCUGUCAGACAUAGCCUCUGUGUGGAGGAGGAUUGGGUUUAUAAUUCUCCUUUUUUUAUUUAUUUUAAUUUUUUUUUUUUUUUUUUUUUUUUUUGCAGGGUUCUUCAGUUCUGGCUCGUUUUUAUGUAUUUUAAUUAUUAACUAAGUUAAAAGCAAUUUAAUAUUUUAAGCUCUGCGGAUCAUAAUCUAAUAAAAGAGAGAAAUGCCA
Sander lucioperca (pikeperch) is the source of this 2778-nucleotide messenger RNA. RefSeq names its product MOB kinase activator 2a (gene mob2a). Gene Ontology annotation, biological process: positive regulation of protein phosphorylation; signal transduction. Gene Ontology annotation, molecular function: protein kinase activator activity. Gene Ontology annotation, cellular component: cytoplasm; nucleus. Bases 534 to 1250 code for a protein of 238 amino acids. Lineage: Eukaryota; Metazoa; Chordata; Actinopteri; Perciformes; Percidae. The transcript has 5 exons. The record is from RefSeq and is a predicted model, not a curated record.